AUGAAUGGGAUCGCAGUCCUCGCUGACCGCCUGGCGCCUGCCAUUAGCUCUGGCUGUACCUUUGACGAGGACUCAGACCCCAGCUUGUGUGAGUACCGGCAGGGCCAAGAGGAUGACUUUGACUGGCAGCUGAUCAGGACCUACAACUGGCCACACCCGACCCCUGACCUUCUACGAGGGUCCUUCAUGAUGGUGAAUUCCUCGCAGCAUUACGCGGGGCAGCGGGCCCAGCUGCUCCUGCGCCCGCUCAGCGAGAAUGACACCCACUGCAUCCAGUUUAGCUACUUCCUGUACAGCCGUGACGGCCACAGCCCCGGGGACCUGCAGGUCUACAUCCGCGUCAACGGCGGCCCCAAGGGCAGCGCAGUGUGGAAUAUCUCCGGCUCCCAGGGCCGCCAGUGGCACCAGGUGGAGCUCGCCGUGAGCACGUUCUGGCCCAGUGAAUACCAGGUUAUCUUUGAGGCGACAGUUUCCGAGGACCGACAGGGCUACAUCGCUUUAGAUGACAUUCUGCUGCUCAACUACCCCUGCUACAAGGUGCCUCAUUUCUCUCGGCUGGGCGACGUGGAGGUGAAUGCCGGGCAGAAUGCCACGUUCCAGUGCGUGGCCACGGGCAAAACUGCUGAGACUGAACCCUUCCUACUGGAGCGGAGGAACGGCAUGGUGUUGGACACGGCCUCCAUCUCACGGCUGAGCCACAAGCGGCUGAUGGCGACGUUCCAGGUGGAGGCACAGCGCGGCGAGCAGGACCUCUACCGCUGCAUCACCCUGUCGUCGAGGGGCGCCACCGUCUCCAACUUUGGCGAACUCAUCGUCAGAGUGCCCCCCACACCCAUUGCACCCCCCCAGCUCCUGCGGGCAGGUCCCACCUAUCUGAUCAUCCAGCUCAACACCAACUCCAUCGUAGGGGACGGGCCGGUCAUCCGCCGUGAGAUCCAGUACCGAGCCAGCCAGUCGCCGUGGACGGAGACUCACGGUGUGGGCUCACUCACCUAUAAAGUCUGGCAUCUGGAACCAGACACUGAGUACCGAAUCAGUGUCCUGCUAACCCGUCCUGGGGAGGGGGGCACGGGGGCACCUGGGCCCCCACUGAUCAGCAGGACCAAGUGUGCAGAGCCCAUGCGUGCCUUGCGGGGGCUGACGGCCACAGAGAUCCAGCCCCGGCAGCUGGCCCUCCAGUGGGAGCCUCUGGGCUACAACCUCACCCGCUGCCACACCUACUCCUUGUCCCUGUGCUACCGCUACUCCACGCCAACAGGGGGCAGCGGAGGGAACAACGCCACCGUCCGAGAGUGCCUGUCAGUGGAGCGCAACACAUCUCACUUCGUCCUCAGAGACCUGCCACCCUUCCGCUCCAUCCACGUCCGGCUGGCGCUGGCCAACCCCGAGGGGAAGAAGGAGAGCCGAGAGGUCACCUUCCAGACGGAAGAAGACAUUCCCGGCGGCAUCGCUCCAGAAUCCUUGACCUUCACCCCGCUGGAUGACAUGAUUUUCCUCAAGUGGGAGGAGCCUGUGGAGCCCAAUGGCCUCAUCACCCAGUAUGAGAUCAGCUACCAGAGCAUUGAGUCGUCUGACCCGGGCAUUAACGUGCCGCGUCCCCGCCGAACUGUAUCCAAGCUGAGACGAACCUACCACAUGUUCUCUGGCCUGCAUCCAGGAACCACCUACCUGGUGUCUGUCCGCGCUGAACCCACCAAGGGCUUCGGUCAGACGGCCCUCACCGAGAUCACCACCAACAUCUCUGCUCCGGUCUUUGACUAUGAAGAUAUCCCGUCUCCACUGAGUGAGUCGGAGAGCACCAUCACUGUGCUGCUGCGCCCUGCGCUGGGGAGAGGCGCUCCUGUCAGUGCCUACCAGGUGGUGGUGGUGGAAGAGGACGGAUCCCGUCAGGUCAAGAGGAGGGAGCUGGGCACCGUGGAUUGUUUCCCCACUCCUAACUCCCACAAUGAGGCACAGGCCAAAGGGUCUCCACAUUACUACACAGCCGAGCUGGCUCCCAGUAGCCUGCCUGAGGCCACGCCCUUCACCGUGGGUGACAAUCACACCUACAACGGCUACUGGAACUGCCCUUUAGAUCCCACCAAGAACUACCUCAUCUACUUCCAAGCUGCCAGCAACUUCAGAGGGGAGACCAGAAUUAACUGCAUCCGGAUUGCUCGCAAAGCUGCUUGUAAAGACUCCAAGCGUGCUCUGGAGGUAUCCCAGCAUGCCGAGGACAUGGGACUGAUCUUGGGGGCCUGCGCCGGCGGUCUGGUGGUCCUCAUCCUGCUUCUGGGGGCCAUUGUCAUCGUUGUCAAGAAGGGAAGGGACUUCUAUUCUUACCCUUACUACCCUAGGAAGAAGGUGGCCAUCAACAAGGCGGCCAUGUCCUAUCGGCAGGAGAAGAGCCGGAAGCUGAGCUCCUUGGACUGCAGCAUGACGGAGCAGAGCACCCUUCAGCAGGAUGAGAGGAUGGCCCACUCCUUCAUGGACGCUCACGGCUGCAACACUCGAAAUGAGCAGCGCAGCUCGGUGAACGAGUCGAGCAGCUUGCUGGGGGGCUCGCCCCGCCGCCACUGUCGGAGGAAAAGCUCGCCUUAUCACACAGGUCAGCUCCAUCCGGCCGUGCGGGUGGCUGACCUCCUCCAACAUAUCAACCAGAUGAAGACUGCUGAGGGAUAUGGCUUCAAACAGGAGUAUGAGAGUUUUUUCGAUGGCUGGGAUGUCACCAAAAAGAAGGACAAGACUAAAGGAAGGCAUGAUAGCCUGCUUAGCCAUGAUCGCCAUCGAGUCAAGCUGCACUCCCUGCUGGCAGACCCGAGCUCGGAUUAUGUCAAUGCCAACUACAUAGAUAUUCGGAUAAACAGGGAAGGCUACCAGCGAUCGAACCACUUCAUCGCCACUCAAGGUCCCAAGCAGGAGAUGAUCUAUGACUUCUGGCGGAUGGUUUGGCAGGAGAACUGCUUCAGUAUUGUUAUGAUCACCAAGCUGGUGGAAGUGGGCAGGAUGAAGUGCUGUAAGUACUGGCCUGAUGACAGCGAGCUCUACGGCGACAUUAAGAUAACGCUGCUGAAGACAGAAACACUCGCAGAGUACACCGUGCGCACCUUUGCCAUGGAGAGGAGAGGCUACCCUGCCAAACACGAGGUGUGCCAGUUCCACUUCACCUCUUGGCCUGAGCAUGGCGUGCCUUACCAUGCCACCGGCCUGCUGGCCUUCCUGCGCCGGGUCAAGGCCUCCACCCCCCCUGACGCCGGGCCUGUGGUGGUCCACUGCAGCAUGGGGGCAGGGAGGACCGGCUGCUACAUCGUGCUGGACGUCAUGCUGGAUAUGGCCGAGUGUGAGGGAGUGGUGGACAUCUACAACUGUGUCAAGACCCUCUGCUCCCGACGCAUCAACAUGAUCCAGACGGAAGAGCAGUAUGUGUUCAUCCAUGAUGCCAUCCUGGAGGCUUGUCUGUGCGGAGAGACUGCCAUCCCGGUUAAUGAGUUUGCUCUCACCUAUAAGGAGAUGUUGAAGGUGGACUCUCAGAGUAACACCUCGCAGCUCAGAGAGGAGUUCCAGACUUUGAACUCGGUGACUCCUCACCUGGAUGUGGAGGAGUGCAGCAUUUCCCUGAUGCCCAGGAACCGCGAGAAGAACCGCAGCAUGGACGUGCUGCCGCCCGACCGCGCCCUGGCCUUCCUGGUCACCACCGAGGGCGAGGGCAACAACUACAUCAACGCCGCGCUCACCGACAGCUUCCUUCGACCCGCCGCCUUCGUGGUGACGCCGCACCCCUUGCCCGGCACCACCACCGACUUCUGGAGACUUGUGUACGACUACGGCUGCACCUCGGUGGUCAUGCUCAACCAGCUCAACCAGUCCAACUCUGCCUGGCCUUGUCUGCAGUACUGGCCUGAACCGGGGCUGCAGCAGUUCGGACCGAUGACGGUAGAGCUUCUGUCCAGGACGGCUGACGACGAUGUGAUCAUCCGUCUGUUCCGGGUUCAGAACAUCACACGGCUUCAGGAAGGCCAGCUUGUGGUGCGCCACUUCCAGUUCCUGCGCUGGUCACCAUACCGCGACGUGCCGGACUCCAAGAAGGCCUUCCUCAGCCUUUUGGCUCAGGUUCACAACUGGCAGAGGGAGUGUGGAGAGGGACGCACCGUCGUCCACUGCCUGAACGGUGGUGGUCGAAGUGGUACUUUCUGUGCCUGCACCAUGAUCCUGGAAAUGAUUCGCCACCACAGCAUGGUGGAUGUGUUCUUUGCUGCCAAAACCCUGCGAAACUCAAAGCCAAACAUGGUGGAGACAAUGGAGCAGUACCGGUUCUGCUAUGACCUGGCCCUGGAGUACCUGGACUGCCUGGAGGUCAGAUAGCACCAAUCCCAUGCUUCUUGUUCUUCUUCAAGGAGAAAGUCUGCGCCAUGGAUCCUGCAUCGCAGGUUCUCUGGCCUUGGCUCCUUAGUCCAUGUACACAGCUCUGGUUGUCUUCUUUGCCAUGCCUGGAUGAAACGUUAUCUGCCAUAAAGACUCUAUCUAAGAAAGCUCACUGGACUACUUGUAACAUACUACUGAUGCCCCUUUUGCUUUUCCUCGGCAUUCUCAUCCAACCUGUACUCUUUUGUGCCACUUACAUCUGCCAAACCAGAGGACACUAACAGGAAUGGAGUAGAAUCGUCCCAAUCCAUUUUCUACAGCCACUGUUGCAGCGACCUGACUACCGGUUGUACACUUAAAACAACGGGGGUCUGAUUCACAGAGCUCCGCUAUAUCCUGCCUUACUAUGAACAAACACAGAAAAGGGACUACAGUUGAUACCAACCACUGGGUGAUAUUGUGUGUUUGUUUCGUAACACUCUGUAAAUGGUGCAAUCUGCUGUGAACAUCCCAUGUUGUACUGUACUAUAUUUGGACUUUUUCUUGAGGCUGGGGAGAGAAAGGCUCCUUGCUUGACUGAGGUUUACAAAGAGAUGAAGUCGGUCACAUCCUAUGGACAUAUCUGUACAGUAGAGUUGUCUUGGACUUUAUUUCUUUAUUUAUUGUUUGUGUAAAUAGGUGUUUGUUUUUUUGUCCACCCUGCCCUCCCCUCCCCGGGUGUUUCUAGAUGUUAUCAACGUCUUAUCAAUGUGCCAAUCCAUUCUCUCUGUGUCCGUAAAUGGGGACCACUUCAGCAUCUGCAUGCCAGUCCUAAGUGUUUCAUUGCAGUGUGGCCCAGUCUGCUUCAGCGGGGUCUGCAACGUGAAUCCCCCACUAGUCUGAGAGAGCUAUGUAAAAAUAAACCAUGUGUUGCUGUGGGAAUAUGGUGAUCACUUCACCAAAACCUGUUGCUUUCUAAAUUUGUAUUUAUUCAAUGUGUUUUAUUUUCUA
Myripristis murdjan (pinecone soldierfish) is the source of this 5331-nucleotide messenger RNA. RefSeq names its product protein tyrosine phosphatase receptor type Ua (gene ptprua). The record is from RefSeq and is a predicted model, not a curated record. Gene Ontology annotation, molecular function: protein binding; protein tyrosine phosphatase activity. Lineage: Eukaryota; Metazoa; Chordata; Actinopteri; Holocentriformes; Holocentridae. Gene Ontology annotation, biological process: protein dephosphorylation. Gene Ontology annotation, cellular component: membrane.